Lemur catta (Ring-tailed lemur) is the source of this 777-nucleotide messenger RNA. Its product is annotated as protein lifeguard 1-like. The coding region runs from base 1 to 777 and encodes 258 amino acids. The record is from RefSeq and is a predicted model, not a curated record. Gene Ontology annotation, biological process: negative regulation of apoptotic signaling pathway. Lineage: Eukaryota; Metazoa; Chordata; Mammalia; Primates; Lemuridae. Gene Ontology annotation, cellular component: endoplasmic reticulum; Golgi apparatus; membrane. The transcript has 3 exons.
AUGACUGAGGAUCAGUACGAACCAACCAGCUGUGUGGUGACCCUGUCCACGGUGUCUGCGCUCACCUUUGUCCGGGAGGUGAAGAGUUUUGUCCAGGAGAACGUCUGGACCUCCCAUGUCUCCUACACCAUCUUCUUGAUCUCCCUCAUCGUCCUCAGCUGUCGUGGGGACUUGCGGCGGAAGCACCCCUGGAACCUCGCUGCACUGUCGAUCCUGCCCGUCAGCCUGUCCUACACGGUGGGCAUGAUCACCAGCUUCUACCACGCUGAGGCGGCCAUCAUGGCCGUGGACAUCACCCGCCAUCUGCCUCACAGUGGCCCCCUUCUCCAUGCCGCUCGCUGUGACUUCCCCUCGUGCGUGGGCGUGCUCCUGGCCAGCAUGGUGCCACUCUUCAUCUUCGCCAUCCUCUGCAUCUUCCUCCGGAACCGCAUCCUGGAGAUCGUGCAUGCCGCGCCGGGUGCUCUGCUCUCCGCCCGCUUCCCGGCCGUGGACACCCAGCUGCUACUGGGGCACAAGCAGCUGUCCCCGAGCCCAGAGGAGUACGUGUUUGCCGCGCUGAACCUAUACACAGACAUCAUCAACACCUUCCUGCACAGCCUCACCAUCAUCGCUGCGCCAAGGAGUAGUCCAAGCCCCCAGCUCGCUGUGCCCCAUCAGGGACCUCUGGGCCCUUUGGCCCUCAGUUCCCACGAGAAAACCUUUCACAGAAGUCAACCUCCUGCCCCCAACUCCAGCCUCGUUACAGUUCUCUUCAGCGGGCCUCCGGCAAUCAUCUAG